Molecule: messenger RNA, 1191 nt
Organism: Selaginella moellendorffii
Lineage: Eukaryota; Viridiplantae; Streptophyta; Lycopodiopsida; Selaginellales; Selaginellaceae
Product: mediator of RNA polymerase II transcription subunit 4-like
Exons: 2
Coding region: 32-982 (316 amino acids)
Biological process (GO): regulation of transcription by RNA polymerase II
Cellular component (GO): core mediator complex; mediator complex
Molecular function (GO): transcription coregulator activity
Source: RefSeq, a predicted model, not a curated record
UCCCUGGCUAGGGUUAGGGCAUCCUAGGGCCAUGGCAGAGGGAGGCGCGGUCCAGGCGCUUCCUCCGCACAGGCGCGCGCAGGUCUUGCUCCAGGACAUGGCGGGCCUCACAGUGCGCCUUCUCGAGCUAGCCGGCAGCAAAUCGUGGCAAGGCAGCCAUCUCAAGAGCCUCUUCCCCCCUUUCCUGGCCGGAGCUCCCGUGCCCGCCGAGGGCCUGGUCGCCAACAGCACCAAAGACGUCCUGGCGCUCCUCGACUCGCAUCAAUCGCUUCUAUCGGACGCGGUGUCCGAGAUUGCCGAGCUCCAGAGCCUGGAGCAGGAGAAGCAGCGAAUCGCCGAGGCGGUGGCGGCCAAGGACGCGGUGAUCCGCGAGUUUGCCAAGCGCGUCAGGGACGCGGAGCAGGUCCUGGAGCUCACGCUGGAGGAAUUCGAGGAGUACAGGCGGCCAUCCAAGGAGAGGAAGACAAUGGACGCCGAGGUGGACGUGUCCGAGCUCGUCUCCUACGCUCAUAGGAUCAGCUACACGACGUUUGCUCCUCCGGAUUAUCUUCUCGGUCAGCCCGGAGUGCUGGCUCCGGCUCCUCAGGAGCAGCAAAUGCGAGCUUCGGAGCUCUACCACUUCAGCGACAUGGAUCUGGGCGUCUUGAAAGCUCCGGCAACCGCACCGCGACCAGUGCCAUCGCUGCCGUCGCCAACGGUGGAGAAAUCACCACCGAAAGAAGCAGCAGCAGGAAAGCUCACGCCCUCUACUUCCACUCCGGUUACUCUUCCCGGACUGCCUCCCGGAAUCAAGCUCCCACCGAUGCCUCCCGGAUGGAAGCCCGGAGAUCCGGUUCCACUGCCGGAAGUGGCUCCAGCUCCAGCGGCACCGGCUCCAGGAGUAAUCCAGGUGCCGUUCGUGCAGCUGGAUCUAAAUCCGGAGCUCGAAGACGACUACGCCUCGGACUACAGCAACGAGGAGCAAAGUUCCGAGGAAGAGUGAGGAACCAAGUAAGUUGGCAUUCUUUCUAAAUUCCUUGAGACAUACUUCGUACCCUGAGGGCAAGCAGGAUGAAAAAACUCGAUUUUGCAAGUUAAAUCCAAACCUUGAAGGGGGAACAAAUGCUCGAUUCAAAUCCAACAGUCUUUUCCACUUACACCAGGUCUUGUGUAGCCGACUUCUUGUAGACGAAGAGGUCCGUAAUUUACUCA